Molecule: messenger RNA, 2650 nt
Organism: Brienomyrus brachyistius
Lineage: Eukaryota; Metazoa; Chordata; Actinopteri; Osteoglossiformes; Mormyridae
Product: anti-apoptotic protein NR13-like
Exons: 5
Coding region: 676-1413 (245 amino acids)
Biological process (GO): regulation of apoptotic process; extrinsic apoptotic signaling pathway in absence of ligand; intrinsic apoptotic signaling pathway in response to DNA damage
Cellular component (GO): mitochondrial outer membrane
Molecular function (GO): protein heterodimerization activity; protein homodimerization activity
Source: RefSeq, a predicted model, not a curated record
AGACAGAUAUAUUUGAAAUACAGAAAAAUAUUAUUCCAAUACUUACUCUAUAAUCCAUCAAGUCAUCCAUCCAUUUUCCAAAUCGCUUAUCCUACUCGGUCGCGGGGGGGUCCGGAGCCUAUCCCAGAAGCAAUGGGCACGAGGCAGGGAACAACCCAGGAAGGGGGGCCAACCCAUCGCAAGACACACUCACACACCAUUCACUCACAUGCACAUCUAUGGGCAACUUUAGCAAGUCCAAUUAGCCUCAGCAUGUUUUUGGACUGUGGGGGGAAACCUGAGUACCCAGAGGAAACCCCACGACGACAUGGGGAGAACAUGCAAACUCCACACAUGUGACCCAGGCAGAGAUUCGAACCCAGGUCCCAGAGGUGUGAGGCGACAGUGCUAACCACUGCACCACCAUGUCGCCCUCACAAUGAAUCUUUUAGAUGAAAUAUCCGGAACUAUUCGCCCAUCGCUAAUACCCACGGUGUGUCUUGACCAUGCGCGAAGUGCACCAACAUGUCAGAUAACGAUCUUUGCUUCCAGUGGGCGGGACGGUGUGACGUAAAUUGCCUUUUUUGUUCACGUGGUUAAAGAACGCAGAAUUUACGUCACAAUCACCAUGGUAACAGAGACGCUUAUAUAUAGUGCGGGGCGGGAGAUCAUGCUCAUUUCGUCUUGAGUAAGAGCAUGGGAGUCUUCAGGUUUGCGUGUGCAACUGGCGUGGUGGCUGCUGCCGCAGGGACAGCGUAUCUCUACCGGCGGUUCAGGAGAACGCCAGAGCAGGGGGAAGUGAACAUGGCCACUACAUUACAGGAGGAAACUCUUAUGGUGGCAAAUGACUAUAUGGAUUUCUGCAUUGGAAUCAAGAAGGCACCUCCCAGCGAAGCGGCGAAAGCCAUGCGAUACCUGGGGAAGGAUGUUGAGAAAAUAUAUGGGUUCAGACUGCGCCCUCUUGUGCAGUUUUUCUUACACAGCAGUGGCUUUAACACCUGGUCCAAUCUCAGGAGUGUGAUGAUGGAGGUGGUUGGAAGGGAAAGGAUGAGCUGGGGCCAAAUUGUCAGCCUCUUUGCCUUCACGGGAAUACUGGCCGUCCAGUUGUCUACUGGCGAAGAAGAUGUUGCCUGCAGUAGACGGCUGGCGGAGAUUUUGACGGAAGUACUAAUGACAGAAAAAGAAGAAUGGAUGGUUCAGAAUGGAGGCUGGAGGGGGUUCAUCGAGUAUGUUAAAAAAAUCAGACCAGAAUAUCCAGUGUCUCCCAUGAAGACAGCUUUCCUCAUAGCUACGAAUCUAGCAAUUGCAGGGAUUGCCUUUCUCCUUGUCAAAUAUCUGCUAAAAAAAACCCUGCCAGACUUCUUCCAGUCUUCAUUCAUGAUCUUCAAGAAACUGCCAGGAACAUCAAUUUGCCAGACGGGAUAUUUGACUUGAAACGUGCAUUAUCUGUCCUGGAUUGUUACACUGAAUAAAACUUGUAUUAUCCAAAAAAGUCUAAAACUACCUUGAUGGUUCAUUUCUGUGAAUGUUUCUAUAAAAGAAUAUGCCAUUCAUUAGAUUCUCAGAUGUUUUUUCUUUAUUAACACUUUUGAAAAAUAUGACUCCUGAGAAAUGGACUUUCCCCAGCCAAAUUGGGCUACAUUGUUCAUAGUUUUGUUAUGAGGAAAAAUGUAUUUAAAAGAAAAAGCAUUACUAAUAAAUAUAAAUUAUCAUUCACAUGACGCUUGCUGAUGAUCAAUUAAUCAAGUGCAUUUGAUUUGCAGUGCCUGGCAAAAUAGCAGUUAGGGUGUACUUAAUUUUUCACACAUGGCUUCUGCAGUUUGGCUUAGUUUUUGUUCAAUAAAUCAUGACACGGUGUAAUAUGUUAUGUGUUGUUGUUCAUCUGAGGUUAUAUUUACCGAAUUUUAAGACCACAUGAUUUCUUAUUAUGUUCUGAUAUGUGAAACCUAACAGUUGAAAGUGGGUGUACUUUCAUUUUCAUAUAACUGAGCCUGGCAAAUCCACCAUUAUAAUAGCAAUUGGCCAAGGUAAAAACACACCUGGCUCUUAAAUGAAAUGGGAGAUCACACUUUGAUUGGUUAAUGGCAUGUUACACCCCAAACACACCCAUGACUAAUUACAAGACUUAGUACAACCCUUUUGGACCAUGCACCUGGCAUGUGCAUCAGGCCAUGUGCAUCUGUUGUGACCAUGUAUCGGUAAAAUAGGGUCCUCAGUAUAUUUUUAAUGAGGGAAACCUUUAUACAGUAGGUGUGUUUUGGGCUUCACCCUCCUGUUAGAACCUAGUUAUGUCUGAACCACAUCAGGCAGACUGAAUAAACCUAAGAGACUUGAUCGGAGAGAAGUGAAGUUUUAUGUACAUAUAAAAUAUAGAUUGGCCUAUCAGUUGGACACACAGCACCCGAACUUGAACAUAUCUUCAUUAUACACUUACUUUAUCAAAAAACUGGGGAUAGCCUUUAAAGGAGAAGGCAAAAUAAUCCUUUAUGACACAGGCAUACCCUUUGUUCUAAAAAUGAAAUAUAAACGCAAUGAUCUGUGACAUAAGAGUUGUGAGUUUAAUUAACAGUUAAAACUAUGGCAGUAGUGAAACCUCAUUUAUUUUGUUAAUGUACCAAGUAGGGUCUGUCUUGUCCUGGGUCAGGCCAGCUGCAGUUUUCUUGUCCUUAGC